Molecule: messenger RNA, 1246 nt
Organism: Balaenoptera ricei (Rice's whale)
Lineage: Eukaryota; Metazoa; Chordata; Mammalia; Artiodactyla; Balaenopteridae
Exons: 3
Coding region: 5-916 (303 amino acids)
Source: RefSeq, a predicted model, not a curated record
GGCCAUGGGGUCCCUCAGGCUCCGCGGCCCGACCCUGGAGCGCCUGGAAUUACAGCACUCUGCGUGGGAGCCCUGCGUGCGCACACCCCAUCCCCCCGCGCUAGGAGAGGCAGGGGGACGUGUUCCUCCCUGUGUCACAGAAACUGUGCCAUCGAUGUCACACUGGGCCCCUCCGGCCUGGGCCCUUUCCCUGGAUGCCGUGGGCGGCGCUGGCUGUCUGUCCAAGAUCCACGUCAUCAGCCUUUCCAACCCCCCACCCUCCCAUCCCCGCUUCCUGAGGCGCCCCCCUCCAGCGGGCAGAGAGAAGCAGGGGGUCCCUGGCAUAGGGGUUCUCUCAGCAGCUCUGUUUCUUCGGGUCCGUCACCCAGCAGACCUCUCAUCUGCCCAGACCCCUCUGAGCCCCCAGGGCGAGCUCCUCCUGUGUGUUCCGCAGUCCCCGUACCGUUGUGCGGCUCUCCACCACCCUCCGCCAAACUGCAGCCCCCCGAGACCACGAGCGGGGGCCCCAAGGGCGGCGGUCCCCCUGGUUUCUCUGCCACAGGACAGAAGAGAGUCCAGAGUCUUUGCUGUGUCACCUGCGUCUAGAACCACGCCGGCCACGUGGGUGCCUGAUGUGUCAGUGUCCCUGGCGCUGGUCCACUGUCAUCACCCUGGGAUGAGAGACGUAGAGGCUCUGAGAAGCAGCACUUGGGAACCAGAGCGACGUGCCACAACCUCCAAGCACGUGGGUGAAUCACAGACCAACGUGGGCUGUGAGUCCCACACGGCACAGACUGUGACAUGGUCCCGCGUGGGAGGACAGCUAGUCAGCCCACAGCAACUUAACAGCAAUUUAACAGCAACAAACUGGUCUUGCCUCACAGAUUGUCUGCGGAGCUCUGCUCUGGGGUACACAGUACUGCCUGGCACACAGUAGGUGCUCCAGAAAUGUUUGUUGAACGAAUACACAACGGAAAAUUUAACCUCUGCCGCCACAUACCUCAAAAGCAGGUGUGGGGGCUUCUCUGGUGGCACAGUGGUUGAGAAUCUGCCUGCCAAUGCAGGGGACACGGGUUCAAUCCCUGGUCUGGGAAGAUCCCACGUGCCGCGGAGCAACUAGGCCUGUGAGCCACAAUUACUGAGCCUGCGCGUCUGGAGCCUGUGCUCCGCAACAAGAGAGGCCGCGAUAAUGAGAGGCCCGCGCACCGCGAUGAAGAGUGGCCCCCACUUGCUGCAACUAGAGAAAGCCCUCGCACAGAAACGAAGA